AUGUCAUCAGAAAGAAAGAAAAUAACCGACUUAAUAAACAUUCCCGGUUUCACUUUCUCUUUCGAGUUAACUCCGAAUAUAUCUGAAGAUGAAAUCAAUGCUUUGGAGAUGAGCCCUGUAUUUUUCUCCGUAACAUGGCACGCGAAGGCUCACCAAUGUAAAAAUCUGGAAAUCGAUCCACUUCAAACUGUGCGUCUUCUCAAGAGUAAAGGAAAAAAUGUUUUAUUGCAUUUAACAUGUGAUUUGCUGAGAAUGAGCUAUUUGGACCAACUCUUGAUAUUUUUAAAAGAACAAGACAUUUGUAAUUUGUUCGUUAUAUUAGGAGACAAUUACAACCCUGACACAUCUGACUUCAAAAGCACUACAGAACUUAUUAAGUACAUUCGAGAGAAAACAGGGGAUUACUUCUGCAUAGGCAUAGCUGGUUUUCCAGAUUGUUCAGAUGAAAAAUUAUUGCAAUUGAAGCAAAAAUUGGAAAAUGGUGCUGACUUUAUCGUUACUCAAGCGUUUUUCGAACCUGAAAUUCUAAAGAAAUUCAUCGAACAAUGUGAAAAUUGCGGUAUUAAAGCUCCUAUAUUACCAGGAGUGUUUCUAUUCGAAAACUAUGAUCAAUUAGCAAAAUUUCUAAAUAUGUGCAAAGGAAAAGUUUCUGAUAAUUUCGUUAAUAUUAUAAAGAGUAAAGAGCAAUCAGGGGCUCCCUGCAGUGAAGUAAUCAAGAAAAUGGUUCAAGAUUUAAAAGAACAAAUUAAUAUAAAUCAUUUCCAUUUUUUUACUAUGAACAAGAUGCAAAGUGUUUGUAAUUUGAUUAAGCAAUUAGGAUGA
Molecule: messenger RNA, 822 nt
Organism: Bombyx mandarina (wild silkworm)
Lineage: Eukaryota; Metazoa; Arthropoda; Insecta; Lepidoptera; Bombycidae
Product: methylenetetrahydrofolate reductase (NADPH)-like
Biological process (GO): tetrahydrofolate interconversion
Cellular component (GO): cytosol
Molecular function (GO): FAD binding; methylenetetrahydrofolate reductase [NAD(P)H] activity
Source: RefSeq, a predicted model, not a curated record